Molecule: messenger RNA, 414 nt
Organism: Danaus chrysippus (African queen)
Lineage: Eukaryota; Metazoa; Arthropoda; Insecta; Lepidoptera; Nymphalidae
Source: the annotation of a GenBank genome assembly
AUGGAGUCAGUUGUAUUUAAAGCUUUCGUCUUAUCAAUGUUAGCUGUAGCCAGUGCUAAACCAGUGUGGGAUGAUGAAAAUAACGAAUACAAUGAUGGGUCAGAAGAAAGUGAAGUAGAAAACACUAAUUAUUAUCCCAAUUACCCAAGGCCAUAUGAUGGAGGGUAUGCACCAAUGGUUUAUGACAGACCCAAUUACAACAAUCAAUUCGACAGCUCUGAAGGAGGUGAAGAAGAAAACGAUAACUAUGACGGAGGAAAUUAUUACGCUCGUGAUGAAGGUUCCUCUGGAAGAUAUCCAUCAAACAGACAAAGUGGAAAUGAUUAUAGAGCUCUGAAAAGAAAGCCAAUGGCAAGAGUAAGACCUUACAAUUCAAGGUCAAGACAAAGAACAGAGGACUAUUCUACUGAGUAA